UACAAACAAUGCACAAGUCCGCCGAUGCGGGACCACACAUGCCCAUCCGUAGACGACAAUGACGACAGGAAACGCCUCAGAAUCGACACGCUCCAUCAUACUCACCAUCGACCGACGCCAUGGGCAAAGCACAGUGAUCCUCUUAGUCCUCCUUCACCCGCUACCCCACCGAAGCGCCAUGCGAACGAGAGCAAGCUACAGCAAGCAGCAAAGGCCAUGUUUGAUUGGACUUAGUCGGACCGCCCAGUGGAAGAGUCUCUGAUCCACAUGAGGCGCAUAGUCGAACUUUGUCAGGACGAGCCAUCAUGGUCAGGCGACAAGAACUGGAAACAGAUCAUAGCAUCGUAUCACGCUUGUGGAGCUACGCAAGAUGCUGUUCAGGAUCUUCGGGACGCGCGCGAGCCCUUUUGGACUCAGACUCGCAUCGGACAUGCUUCGACAACUCUCGGCACUCCUAGAGCGCUGGCCGACUCCAUACGCACAAUGGUCGUCGAGAGUGAAAGGGCCAACGGUCACUACCUUGACAGAGAGGUAAAAGACCAGCUUAUGAAGGCUGUCGAGCGUGUCUUUCCACCUACUCAACCCGUCAUUUUGAGACCCGACAGCACUUUCCCAAGUCCUGUCGCCAAAGACGCAUUAGUUGAUGCAGUACAUCAGCAAACUCAGCCGUCCGUUGCUCCUGUUGCUCAAAUGGCGAAAUCCCAUGUGCCUUCUAUGCUUCCGCCGCCCCCACCUCCACCCUCCAUUGCUCCUCCGGACCCACGCCUCGCGACAAGACCUCCAGGAUGGGCUGCGAGCCUGAACCGGGACGUGAAGCUUCAGUCUGAUGCCCUCGUAGAGGCACCAGACUCUAGAAAAUCCUCUGCUGCAGCUCUCGUAGUCUCGAGUCCGAUCUUACUACCUGGGAGUCCUGAACCUUCUCAAAUCACAAAGCCAAAGCGUCCUAUUCGCUUCGUCCCCGAAGCUGCAAAGUCAGUCAACUCUGAGCAUUCGCACUCGAACCCGUCGAGUCCGUCCUUGUCGAAAGCUGCAGCACUUCCUAUUCAAUUCAGGAUUGCCACCGGCUCUAACUCAGCCCCUGUUAAGCGACCUCGCUUUGGAUCUGAUUCUGAUGUCGCGAUCAGAUCUGCUGAAAACGUGUUCGCGACACCCACCUCACCUGAUCGUCGAACAUCACUACCUCUUGGCUCUACCGUCCAAGCUCCAACAGGUCCGCGUAGUCUGCCCUCCUUCCAGGCGAAGAUAACUCCCAAAGAGCCGCUACGAGAUACCCGUGAACAUAGAAGAGCCAUCCUCCGAGCUUGCGACGAUAACAACGUUCCUGCCCAGGACGCCACUCCCUGCCCUGACGAUGACCGCGCAUGGUUGUUACACUUCAGAGACUAUCUGAACAUGCAAAGCUCCCUCGGCAAAACGAUAUUCGUACGCGACAUCCUCGUCCCAGUGCUCACUCACGCACCCGGCCAAUCCUUCCAAACUUUUGCCUUCAAAACACCCUUUUCCCUCACCAACCCAAAAUCCGGCAUCGACAUUUCGAAAGUCGGAAACGACAUAAUUAGAGCCAUCGCUCGCGCCUUUGCACCGCAAAAAUUCAUCCUGCAAAAGCAAAAAAGUUCGCGUGAUGGAUUUAAACUCAAAUGGCUCGUCGUGUUUGAAGAAGCCCUCGAGCGUGAGAAUUUCACGCUAAAUGUCACCAUGGGGCAAAGAAGAGAAGUCUUUGAUUUCUUUGCGCUGCAUGAGGAUGCUCCAGCUUGUUGGGUUUGUUUGGGGGCGGGUCAUUGUGCUGCUCGUUGCGGGUUUACAGAUGUCGUCGUGCUGCCGUAACGGGAUGGUCAAUAUCUCUCUUCUACUCCGCAGAUGAAGUAAAAGCGUCUGGAUGGCAGAAGGGCCUUUGCUUCUGCGCUCUGAAGAUACAUAAUAGCAUUGAUGAAAUCAGGACGCUUUCCACAAGGGAAACUCGGUUACGCGGUCUUUGCCAGACUACGUUUUGCUUUGCUUGAGGUGGGCUGCGGUAAAGUAACAGUCUCUAGCAAUCAGGAGAUUAGGUCAUA
Aureobasidium subglaciale EXF-2481 is the source of this 2051-nucleotide messenger RNA. RefSeq lists its product as uncharacterized. The coding region runs from base 268 to 1824 and encodes 518 amino acids. NCBI's taxonomy places the organism in Eukaryota, Fungi, Ascomycota, Dothideomycetes, Dothideales, Saccotheciaceae. The record is from RefSeq and is a predicted model, not a curated record. The transcript has a single exon.